Messenger RNA from Drechmeria coniospora, 1212 nucleotides. RefSeq lists its product as uncharacterized. The transcript is spliced from 3 exons. Lineage: Eukaryota; Fungi; Ascomycota; Sordariomycetes; Hypocreales; Ophiocordycipitaceae. The coding region runs from base 1 to 1212 and encodes 403 amino acids. The record is from RefSeq and is a predicted model, not a curated record.
AUGCGUCGAAUCACCGCCAUCCUCAUGGCCUUGGGCGCUGCCCUGCCAGCUGUGGCCUCGGGCCAUGGCCCAGAGCGACCAUGGAUGCUGCCACGGGAAACGGGCUCGAUACAGAUGUCGGAGCAGCAGUUGAUCAUGGGAAUAUCGCCGAGGCCGACGCCUGCGCCGCAACCUAGAGAACUCGUUGCACGCAUGGAGUUGCUGCCACGACUCGAAGGGUACACGAUGGGACCGGCGACAUGCGGCUAUGUGGCCAACAGCGGAAACUCAUUCACUUGCGUCGCCAACGCCGCAACAUGUGCCACCGAAAAUGGCUAUCUCGGCUGCUGCCAGCCGAACCAGCGCUGCACGAGAAUCCAAACCGUCUGCCUCGACUAUGCCGCCUCCAAGGCCGGCAAAUGCGCACUUUUGGCCGAUUUCCAUACCGUUUGCUGCUCAUCCGAAGCGCCCGCAUGCUUCACCUACCUCAUGACGAGGACCGGCUCGGUAUCGGAUGUCGGUAGCAUCUACACCGCAUUGGCCUGUCAGACCUCCUCCGGCAGCGCUGCCCUCCUCGACUACGACCCGGCUUGGUCCAAGACGCACAGCUUUCCCUCCGGCGUGGUGACCUCGGGGGCGACUGCUGCGCCGGCCGACGGUGGGGCAAACGACAACGGCAGCAGCAAGACCAAAGUCGGCGCCAUCGCUGGUGGUGUCGUAGGAGGCGUUGUUUUCCUACUUCUCAUCUGUGCCGGCAUAUUCCUGCUCAUCCGCCGCCGCAACAAGAAGAAAGCAAAGUCUGGCGCCCCAAGCUCAACCCAGCCGCCCAUGACACAGCAAGCACAGCAGAGCCUUCAGGAAGGGCACGGUCACAAUGAGUCUCGCCCCCAAAGUUUCCACCCGUACGACCCGCGCAUGAGUGUCUACAGCCAGGGGCAAAUGUACAAUGGCAAUGGUGGUUACAUGCCAUAUACCCCUCAGCACGCACAACCGUACCCACUUCCGCAUGGUGCUUACCCCCAGCCCGGCGCUGCCGGUUUUCCAUUGUCUUCUAUGGGAUCGCCUCCGCCACAUACGACCCCUAGCCCCAGCAUGAUGACGGAAGGCGAGCAUGCUUGGCCCUCGAGCCCUCACGGAACGAUGUCCACCGCCGCCGCCGAGAACCAUCCUCCCCAGGAGCUUGCCACGAAUGCACCUCUGGGAAACGAAGCCAAUCGAGCGGAACUCGGUUGA